GUUUCUUAGUAAGAGAGUGACGCAUUUUCCAUCUCCAGGAAGCUGAGGCGGAGGCGGGUGGAGGAAAAGAAAGAAAGGAGGCCAAGAAAGAAACGCGAGGCUGCUAGAAGCUCCAGGGGAGAUUCCUGAUUGCUCUCGCCAAGCGCUCUCCUCCCUUCCCCCGGCUCCUCCCUAGGAAAGUCCGGCUCCACUUUCGCAGGGGAAGGGGUGGGGGAGGGAGCGCCGGGUUGGGCUGAGUUGAGAGAGGGCGGCCUGCUACAGUAUUAGGAAAGAGGCGCCCGUAGUAAACGUGGCUGCUAAGCGGCUUCAGCUCAGGAAAGUAGGGAGGGAGGGACAAGCUGGGGCGAUUCGCUCAUAGACUUAUAUGGUUUGGCCCCCAUACGCUGCUCUCCGGCCGGCUGGGCUCUUCCUAAACCUAAAGGCAUCUCGACCGGUCAGCAAUGUCUCUGGAGGACCCGUUCUUCGUGGUGAAAGGGGAAGUUCAGAAAGCCGUAAAUGCAGCACGUGGGCUCUAUCAGCGCUGGUGUCAGCUGCUGCAGGAAACGCAGGUCAUCAGCAAAGAGGAAUUUGACUGGACUACUAAUGAACUACGCAACAGCUUGCGCAGCAUUGACUGGGACCUGGAGGACCUGGAGGAAACCAUAUGCAUUGUGGAGUCAAACCCGCGCAAGUUCAAAAUUGAGCCCUCCGAGGUUGCCACCCGGCGCACUUUUGUCACAGAGAUGCGGGAAUCAGUCAGGGAAAUGAGGGAUCACAUAUCCAGUCCAGCAGCACAGGCCUUUGCAGAGAGGAAAAACAGAGAGAUGCUGGUGGGGAGCAGGGAACACUAUGGGAUGCUGGAUGCAGAGGAACCGUCAACAGCUAAUUCACAUACUUUGGAAGAGCAGCAGUUGCAUCAGAAGCUGAUCAUUGAGGAGCAGGAUGAGCAGCUGGAGCUCGUCUCUGGCAGCAUCCGAGUGUUGAAGCACAUGUCGAGUCGGGUCGGAGAAGAGCUGGAUGAGCAGACUGUGAUGCUGGAAGACUUUGCCCAUGAGAUGGACAGCACUCACAGCCGCAUGGAUGGCGUGCUCAAAAAAAUGGCCAGAGUCUCCCACAUGGCAAGUGAACGGCGUCAGUGGUGCAUCAUCGGCCUGUUGCUCGUUGUCGUGGUGGUAGUGCUGGUUCUUAUCUUUGCUCUGUGAUCAAACGGCAGAACGGACAUGGGGGAAGGGUGGCAGGUACCAAUCCCAUCCCUGUCGAGUGGAACACCGGGGCCUUGUAUCCUGUGCAGGAUCGUUGCGAAGCUUCCUCCAAAGGUGAAAAGGAAGCAAGUCCAUUUAAUCAGGUGGAAUGAUGGAUUUCAAAUGGGCUGCUCUCCCUUGCAGUCAGACUUUGCUCCUAAUUGUUUAAGGCUGCAGAUUUGUGAAAAAGGAGGACUGGGUUCUGGAGGUUAGGAAAUUUGUGCCAUCUCCCCCUUUUGUGUGUGCCAGGGUGAAAUUAUAGACAGACAGAUGUGCCUGUUAAAUGUGGAAGCCAUAUUGCAUAUGCAGUUUGUUAUCCAUUUUGCAAGUAGAUGCAGCAGCGUCAGUUUCCUUUCCACCACCGAGUAGCCUUUUCCUCUCAUCUCCAGCAGCCUAUGAGGAAGAACACGGUCCCAGCUAUUCUUGCUGCCAUUAUAGGUUCUUAUUCUUCAUGCCACCUCUCCGAACGGGCACAAGAUUGCUGCACAUUUAAUGUGUCUGCUGAAGAAGCACAAUUGACUAAGCCAUCGGUUGUCUUUCACCUCAGCCAGUAGCAGAUGGAGAACUGAAUAGACGGGAUAGGACAAAGGCUUCGCUUCCUUUUCAAAGGACAAAAUUGCUCAGAGUUGAGAACAGGUCAAAGCCAUCUCGCUGCACAAUUGCCAAGAAAGGGAUUUUGCUUAGUGGAACUGGGAACAUCACCCCAAAGCGCCUUCUCUUAUCAUGAGGUCAGCCGUCCACCAGAAACUGGGAGCAAAAUGUCAGAAUCUCAUCGCCCAAAUCCCUCAGGCCUCAGUGCUGUGCUUCAGGUUGCAAGUGGUGCCAAUACUUCUGGGGUGCUGCCAAGCACUUCAAGAAAAUUGUUUUCCAGACACCCAGUCAGCUCAAUCCCUUUCAGUUACAUGGUAAACAAACCUUCUCCUCUUAGGUCUAAAUCCCUGCCAAGGACACACUGUCUUUGCUGAUAGAGAGGCUACUUUCAGCCAAGCCCAAGUGACUCAGUAGCCUGAUGUGGAGGAUAAUAGACCUUUCUAUGAGGCAGCCCUGCUGUCACAUGCACUCAGAAGCCAUUCUGUUUCUAUUGUGAAGUAUUAUUUUAAAAAGGUAGCUCUUCCAAGAAAAAAAUGAAAGUUUUUAUACUUCUAUUUAAUACAGACUUUGGUUCUGGAAUGUUGUUGGAAGGGAGUGGUGAUAUUUACAUACCCCAAAAUAUGAAAACGAGCAGCAAUUGCCACCCAGAUGAUGUCAGAUUGUCACUGUCAUCCCUGGCUGCUGGAUGCUGAAGACCAACAAAAUAUGGAGCGACAGAAAUUCCCCACCUCUGAACUAGAAGAGAACCCUACUUUGAUCUAACUAGUCUAGCAUUCUGUCUUCAACUAUGGCUGCCAGCCACAGAUGUUAUUUGAAGCUAGGGAUCUAAUGCACUUUGAACUCCGUCAUUCUUACUGAAUUGUGUGGGCAUUAUUUAAGAUGAUUCUUAACUGACUGCCUAAAGCUCAAAGCUGUGAUCACAUAGUAUCCUGAGCAACCGAGUAAUUUCUCUCUCGUCUCUACCAUUUGCAGCAGUACUAACCUCGUAUCACGUCCUCCCUCCCCAAGUCACCAAAACCAAGUCUUGCUGUGUAGUUUGCAGCCUAAUCUGAUGCAGUUCAAUCUGUGUUCAGUGGGGCUUAGUCCCAGGGAAGUGUGCGCAGCAAUCUAAUUGGAGCCACUCUCUUCAGUAGAGGAAUAGAAAUUCAACAUGUUCUGCUGAACUAAAAAAAAAGUAAAUAUGCUAAUCAAAUGAUGCCCGAUUUUGCAAACAUCCUGUAGUUUAAGGAAUGCUUUGUCUAGUCCAGUGGUGGGGAACCUGUGGCCCUCCCAAUGUUGCUGGAGUACAAUUCCCAUCAGCCUUCACCAUUGGCCAUGCUGAUAAGGGCUGGCAGGAGUUGAAUGAACAACAUAUGGAGGGCAACCAGUUGCCCAUCUGUACUCUAGUCUAGGGGGGUUGAAGAGCAAGAUAAGAAAUUUAAUGAAACGGAGAAACAUGAAUCUCAGUCAUAUUUGUUUUGUACCAUGGGGUUGCUUAAUUUGGAAAUAGAAGUUACUUAGCCUGAUGGAUCCACAGAAAUGCUCCAGAGCUUAGAUACCUACCUUAAGCAAAUCUGGUCUGUUUUUAAUUUCAGCAAGGCUGCUCCAUGAUAACUCUCCAGGAAAUAAUCAAGCUUACACAUGAAAUGGUCAGGCACGCAACUGUUACAAACUUUUUUUUUUAUUAACAUUUCUGAAUUCCUUUUUUUAUUUUUAAUCUUUACAGUAGUUAAUGUGCAAUUUCUUGAUACUCUCAGGUCACAGGGAUGAGGGAGUCACAAAAUUUUUCUUGGCACUUAUAACACAGAACAAAUACUGGCAUUAUCCAGGGGCAAAGAGGUGGGCUUUAAGGUGAAAAGCAGGGAGUGCUGAGGGAGCUGGGGUGGGGCAGGCGGGGGAAAUGGGGAGGAUGCUUUUGUUAUUUCAUUUUAAAGGAUCUGUUUUCCUCUCUGAGAGGGUUUUACAAGGGGCAAGGGAGGGAGAGGGGCUGAUAUUGGAGUAGCUGCUUGCAUCAACCCAAAGCACCUGGAAGGGGGAAGAGAGAAAAGUCCAUGCUGCAUCUGCACAGAGCUUACAUAAUCAGGCUUUGUUAGUGCUUUUCAGUGUACAUUUUUUGUCCUUUUUUAAAAAAAAUUGUUUGCUCUAGUUUAGAAAAAAAAGAAGAACCCAACAAAAGCAAAAAAUAAAAGAUGGACCAAAAAGUGGAUACAACAAAAGACAGAAGAAGGCCUCAUUCCCUUCGCCCCAUCGUGGGAUUAUUCUCAUUUCCAACAGAAAGCCUGCCCAAGAUGCAAACAGACCAUGGGGGCAGGGAGAAUUAUUCAGCUGGCUAGAAGGAACCUCAGAGAAAGAUUAUAAUAUUUUGAGUCCAAGUGAUCCUCAGAGACGCUCUAAUCCAGAUAAUUCUUAAGUUUCCUCUGCUGCAAGACAUUUAUGCUGCAUCUCCCCAUUCUGUUACAUCUCCAGAUAAUAUCCAUGAGACUAGACAGUGCCAUUUCAGUUGCCUCAGAGUGGGUCUCCCCAGGAUGCUACAUACCCAGGAUUCCAAAAAGCACAGCCCCAAUAGGUCAUAAUAUAUGUCCGGACAUUCCUCUUCCAGUGUCCCUUUGUUUUUGAAAUUUAGAUCUGGCAGUCCUACCAACACAGCUCACAACACACAGAAACAGGAUAGGAUUCUUCAAAUGUUAUUUCAAGGUUAGUAGCUACUUUCGGCCAACUCUCCUAAAGAUGCCAAGCCUCCUGGUGAGAAAAUGUACAACUCUUAUAUUUUUGGCCUAGGGGAUACCCUAAGCCAAUCACACCUGAUUUU
This is a messenger RNA of Lacerta agilis (Sand lizard), 4599 nucleotides long. It is a transcript of the gene STX10, whose product is annotated as syntaxin 10. Gene Ontology annotation, biological process: intracellular protein transport; vesicle fusion; Golgi vesicle transport. The record is from RefSeq and is a predicted model, not a curated record. Bases 441 to 1181 code for a protein of 246 amino acids. Gene Ontology annotation, molecular function: SNARE binding; SNAP receptor activity. Gene Ontology annotation, cellular component: SNARE complex; synaptic vesicle membrane; endomembrane system. Lineage: Eukaryota; Metazoa; Chordata; Lepidosauria; Squamata; Lacertidae. The transcript has 8 exons.